AAACAAAACGAAAACAGCUCCCGCGAUCAAGUCACCCACUUUUACUUUUGUGUAGUCUUUUUUCCAGCCAUUUGUUACUUUAAUAUGUCUUUCCAGCUUUAGCUGCAUGGGGUUGAAGUAGGAAGACUGUUAGAUACAGGCUUCUUGUUUCUUAUAAACCUUAGGCUAGCCAAGCCUGAUAAACAGCUGAAUAAACUUAAGAAACAUCGGGAGCUGUUUUCAUAUUUCUGCUUUAAAGACAUGGAUGGUUAUCCCGGAGUCAUCCACGGCGACGCUACAAAACACCAAGAAAGACAUUACUUCCUGUUAUCUGAACUGCAAACCUUAGUCAAAGACUUGCCAAGCUCCUUCCAGCAGCGUCUGUCCUACAACACGCUGAGUGACCUGGCUCUAGCCCUCAUAGAUGGGACCGUUUAUGACAUCGUGCAGGGUCUUCUGGACAUCCAGCACCUAACAGAGAAAAACCUGUACAACCAGAGACAGAAGCUGCACUGUGAACAUCAAGCACUGAAACAAGAUUUGACCCGAAAACAUAAAGAUGCUUUACAGUCAUGCAAGCCUCACAACCUUGCACUUCUCAAGUCAAACCAACAAGCAGAGAUUGAGGGUUUGGAAAUUCGAGUUAGAGAGGAGCAAAAAAGGAUGGAUAAGAAGAUUGUAGCAGAAAUGGAUCACAAAGUGAUAGACCAGCAGAAUACCCUGGAGAAGGCAGGAGUUCCUGGGUUUUACACCACGACUAAUCCUCAGGAGCUGACAAUGCAGAUGAACCUCCUUGAAUUGAUUCUCAAGCUUCAACAAAAGGAAUCGCAGUCUGGACUGCUUUGAAAACCAUAACAGUGACCAAA
Messenger RNA from Cololabis saira (Pacific saury), 845 nucleotides. It is a transcript of the gene dgcr6, whose product is annotated as DiGeorge syndrome critical region gene 6. The transcript is spliced from 5 exons. The record is from RefSeq and is a predicted model, not a curated record. NCBI's taxonomy places the organism in Eukaryota, Metazoa, Chordata, Actinopteri, Beloniformes, Belonidae. The coding region runs from base 241 to 825 and encodes 194 amino acids.